Molecule: messenger RNA, 819 nt
Organism: Pneumocystis carinii B80
Lineage: Eukaryota; Fungi; Ascomycota; Pneumocystomycetes; Pneumocystales; Pneumocystaceae
Exons: 3
Coding region: 47-772 (241 amino acids)
Biological process (GO): transcription initiation at RNA polymerase II promoter
Cellular component (GO): transcription factor TFIID complex
Molecular function (GO): protein heterodimerization activity
Source: RefSeq, a predicted model, not a curated record
UGUUAUUUGAAAAAACGAAGCGAUUUGAUAGGAUUUUGGAAGAGAUAUGAGGGAAGAAAGAUUUGAGAAAAUAUUAGAGAGACGAGCAGUUGUAGAAAUACUUCAAUCAGUUGGGUUUUCAUCGGCAAUGAAGAGCUCUAUAAUGGCAUUAGAGAGAUUUCUUGUUUUAUAUAUUAUGAAAAUCUUAGAUAGAUCAUUACGCUUUGCAUUUUUACAAAGGAGAUACAAGAUUUCAAUUUAUGAUAUUGAAUUGAUGCUUUUUUAUGAAGGAAUUAAGAUAGAAUCAUUAGAAAUAGAAAUGAAGCAACGUAUUGGAAGAAAUUAUGAAUUAGAGAAAGACGAAUCUAUAUCGAAAGCCACAUCACGUUUUAUGAAUACGUCAUCGGCGCUUGUUGAAAAACUUUUAGGACCAGAGCUAACAGGUAUCAAUGAUGAACGACCUGACUAUCAUUUAUCACAUCUUCCUAUCUUUCCUCCAAAACAUACAUAUAUGAGUACACCAGUAUAUGUACAACGAAUGACAUGUCCUCAUAAAAUACGGGAAUUGUCAGCAAAACAAAGUCGUUUGGCUGAAAAUGCCUUAUGGAAAAUUAUUCAGAUUGAAAACAAACUAAAUCUACAUAAAAUAAAUCAGGGACCUAUUAAACAAGAUGAACUCUUUCUAAAAGUCUGGAAAGAUAUGGGCUAUGAAGAAGAUGCUUGUAGACCUUAUGAAGGUCUUGUUAAUUGGGAAACUAGCAGAUACACACGUCAACUUAGAAAUAUUUUAUAACAUCUUAAAAAUAUCUUAUUUUAUAUCAAAAAAAAUAACUAUAACCA